Molecule: messenger RNA, 1107 nt
Organism: Canariomyces notabilis
Lineage: Eukaryota; Fungi; Ascomycota; Sordariomycetes; Sordariales; Chaetomiaceae
Product: N2227-domain-containing protein
Exons: 3
Coding region: 1-1107 (368 amino acids)
Molecular function (GO): S-adenosylmethionine-dependent methyltransferase activity
Source: RefSeq, a predicted model, not a curated record
AUGAGCAGAAAGCACGGUAAAUGGAACGAGCACCAUCCUCGGUACCGACUCCUCGAAGCCCUCCGCGGAUUCUCCCACUAUGCCCAGACCCAACGGACAGAACUCGACCGGCUCAGGGGCUUAUACAAUCAUGUAUCCAAGAAGCAGAAGGCCGUGCUAGAACGCACAGUCGAGUACAGCAAGAAAUUCGACGACAUCACCCCUCUCCUAGCAAAGAACCAGGAUAUCUGCAAUGAGAUUGUGCGGAAUGCGCUCAACUUCUACCAGGUCGAUCAGUCCGAGCUAGACGAACACACGCGGCAGAUGAACGCGGCGGGACGGCCAGCCGAGAGAAUCAGCGUCGCGCAGGCCCUGAAGCACUUUGUCCGAGAUUGGACUGUCUCCGGGGUCAAUGAGAGAGACGCGGCGUUUCCAUGCAUCAAGAAGGCUUUGAGGGAGUUAUUCGCGGAUCCUAGACCAGGACCCGUAAGAGUGCUCCUGCCGGGCGCUGGCCUUGGACGGCUGGGGCAUGAGGUUGCACAGCUUCGAGGAUUCGAGGUCACAAACAACGAAUGGUCCAUGUACCAGAACGUAGCCUACCGGUUUCUCGAGAACCGCACCGCGCAAGACACCCGGACCCUCCACCCCUUUGUGGACUCGUGGUCCCAUCACCGCUCGACAGCCGACAUGCUCCGCCCCGUGAUCUUCCCGGAUAUCACACCCAGCACCGCCGGGGUCGUGCUCGUCGAAGGCGACUUUACAACCAUCUUUCCUGACGGCGACACGGGUGCCUUUGACGCCGUGGUGACCCAUUUCUUCAUCGACACUGCCCGUAACCUCAUGAGCUAUUUCGACACCAUCUCCAGGCUUCUCAAGCCCGGGGGUUACUGGAUCAACUUUGGCCCCUUGCUCUACGGUACCGGCCCCUUUGUGCAACUGUCCCUGGACGAGAUCAUUGCCGUGGCCGAGGCCAUGGGGUUCGAGUUUCAAGAAGUUCCGGAGGGGUGCGGCGAGGUGACCGUUCCGGGCAAGAAAGUCCGCGGGCUGGAUGCGCCAUACAGCUUUGAUGAGAUGGCGCUGACGAGGAAUUCCUACAAUGCGCAGUUCUGGGUCGCGAGGCGUCUCUAA